AUGACACGGAAACUAUCAACUCAAGAGAAACUCAACAGAAGACCAGCCAGCCGCGCCUGCAGAUUCUGCCAUCGAAAACAUCUCCAAUGUUCAAAUGAACGUCCGUGCAAAAAUUGUGUCAAGCGGGAUAUCGCCCACCAGUGCCAGGAUAUUGAACGGAAGAAAGCGAAGUACCUCCGUCAAAGCGAAUUUUCAGAUUCCCAAAGUCGAGGUAGCCCAGAAGAAGACACCUUUAAUGAGCAAUUUAACCUUGAUUCGUCUUCAGUUUCGGUACCACCAUCCGAUCCCACCACAAAUACUCUGGAAGCAGCCGCCACCAAGACUCAAAACCUGGUUUUUCCUCGUGUGGAGUCUGUUAACACCACGGAUGAAGUACUAUCGAAGCUUUUCUCAGUCGAGAUGAAACCUAGCCAUUCCGAUUACCUCGAUAAUGUGUUUGAUUCGAACUACUUGGACCAAGAGUACAAGAUGUUGGGGGAUAUCAUCACCAACUCGAAGCCAACAUCUCCCACACCGUCAGGGUCCAUGAAUACAUCUGUUCGGUCAAAAACCCCUACUUUCAUAAGUCCGGCCAUGUUCAAUGAAGAUAAGCUUAAAGAUACUCGGCCAUUUAUUUCUUUUGGGGUUCCAGAGGAAUCGAUUGAAGAGCAGGACCAAAUAGACAAACAGUUUCAAUCGGGAAACACCAACCACGAUACAAACGUGGACUUGACUACUCAUUUGAAGGGGAAUAUUUCUUCGAAUACUUAUAUGUCUCCAUUGGCUACGCAUCAAGUUUACAAGGCAGUUCAAGACAUUUACUCAAAUGAUAUUAUUUAUUUUGACUAUCCCCUGCUGUACCAUUCACUUACAUUCUUCCUCAAGACCCGGUUUCUGGGUAAGAAUUUGCCUGAAGACCAAAAACAAGCAAAGAGAAACAACUUGCUUAUUAUCCUCAAGCUCAUCUCCAGUUACAGACCUACAUUUAUUUCUGCGCACAAGUCGCUUUACAAGCCAUGGGACUUACAAUUUCUUGAAAUGACUUUCCAGAGGUCGCUAAUUGACUUUGAAAAGCUUUCACAACUAAACAGCUCACCAACCAUCAUCUGGAGAAGAACGGGAGAAAUCGUGUCGAUAUCAAAGGAGUUGGUUAGUUUACUCAAUUGGAAUACCCACAACAUUCUUAGCAAAAGAACAUUUAUAAUGGAACUCAUGUAUGAUGAUGAGUCCGUGAUCAACUACUUCCAGCUUUUCAAAUCAGUGGCUGUCGGGAACUUGCAUUCUUCUAUCCUUACCAAAUGUAAGCUCAUUAAGCUUGAAGGCGCCGAUCAGGCCAAACUGGGGAUUUCGCAGCCAAUAUCCGGGAAUGAUAAAUAUAUGGAAUUUUGCUCGGUAUGGACCGUCAAGAGAGAUAUCUUCGAUAUUCCCAUGUUAAUCUUGGGCCAGUUUUUACCGAUCCUUUCUCCAACAGAAAACUUUAGAAUGUACUGA
Molecule: messenger RNA, 1470 nt
Organism: Yamadazyma tenuis ATCC 10573
Lineage: Eukaryota; Fungi; Ascomycota; Pichiomycetes; Serinales; Debaryomycetaceae
Gene: ZCF23
Product: Zcf23p
Biological process (GO): cellular response to starvation
Cellular component (GO): nucleus
Molecular function (GO): DNA-binding transcription factor activity; RNA polymerase II transcription regulatory region sequence-specific DNA binding
Source: RefSeq, a predicted model, not a curated record